This is a messenger RNA of Entelurus aequoreus (snake pipefish), 6920 nucleotides long. It is a transcript of the gene frem1a, whose product is annotated as Fras1 related extracellular matrix 1a. Gene Ontology annotation, biological process: cell communication. Lineage: Eukaryota; Metazoa; Chordata; Actinopteri; Syngnathiformes; Syngnathidae. The record is from RefSeq and is a predicted model, not a curated record. The transcript has 34 exons. Gene Ontology annotation, cellular component: membrane. The coding region runs from base 1 to 6237 and encodes 2078 amino acids.
AUGGACUCGACAAUGACCGGGUCCAAGGGCGAUAAACCCAUCCUUCCAUUCUCAGUUCUUCUCUUUCUCCUUCUGGGAAUGACUUGUUCCUGCGCCAAUGGUUCCCUUGUGAAGGUCAACAAAGGGUUAAAGGUGAGGCGGGGUCAGUCAGCCUACCUCCAGGAAGGCGACCUCCAGUUCUUGAUCCCGCUUCACAAAAAUGCCUGUAAGGUGGAGGUCGUCUUAAACGAGGCCAUCACCCAACGAGUGGGCAAAUUCCGGCCUCAGGUAUUCGACUGCCAUUAUCAGGAUAACGAGGUCAAAUACGUCCAUAAUGGCUGUCCCCUGUUAACGGAGGACACAGUCAAACUUCAGCUGUACAGGUUUACUGACACCGACACAUACAUGGAAGUGUUUUAUCUUCAUGUUGACAUUGUGGAACCUGAAUGCAGCAUCAUGAAGCUGGGGCCCAAAACUCUAGAGGUUUCUGCUUAUGGGAUAUCGGACGCUCUGGAUGGAAACGUGGUGUCUUUCCACUACGAGAGAAGGGCGAGCUUGGAGUGUAUGAUCUAUAUUGACACUCCAAACACCCACUUGCCGGCACACGGACGACUCAUUAGCUCCACGCCACAGAACCGUGUGAAGCAACGGGACAACCUGACCAGCGACAUCCAUGUAAAGAGGCAACGAGAACAUUUAAAAAUCGUGUCAUCAUGCGGCUUGGACAACUGCCUUGAGAACGUACAGAUUGUGGAGUUCCUCAAAAUUUCCUGCGAUGACUUCUUGGUGAUGGGGCUGAAAUAUCAGCACAUGGACCCUCCUUCUCCUGACAGAGAUUACGUCGUCUUCAGGCUUGACCUCAAGGACACAAGGAGCGAAAAUAUAUAUAAGUCCGAACAGAUCUGGAUUCCAGUUCGGAUUAAUGGCGCGUUGGCUAACCGACCCCCGGCAGCGUCGUUCAUGCCAACAUUCAUCCUGGAGGUGGACCAGUUUGUCCUCACCCCGUUGUCUACAACCACGUUGGAUGCCCACGACGAUGAAACGCAGAAGGAGCGUUUGAUUUUCAACAUCACUGAGCUUUCGCCAACGGGCGGUUUCAUCGCUCACCUGUCGGACCACACUCGUCCGAUCAACUCCUUCACGGGGUUGGAUCUGAGUGACAUGCUCAUCGGCUAUCAGCCCCCGAACUCCUCGCAUAGCCGGCAUAGGAACUACGAGAUGGAAAUUGAAGUUCAUGAUUUUUUCUUCGAGAGGAGCCCACCGAUAAAGGUUCACGUGUCUGUGCGGACCGCCGACACCAAUGCGCCGAAAGUCUCUUGGAACAUGGGUCUCAGCCUGUUGGAGGGUCAGUCUCGCCGGAUAACGUGGGAGCAGCUGCAGAUUGUGGACAAUGACAACAUAGACGCUGUCCGUAUCAUUGUGGUGGGCGGCCUUCUACAUGGGAGGCUGACUGUUCGAGGCAGAAAGGGCUUCAUGUUUACCGUCAGUGACAUAAAAGCCGGCGUCGUUUGCUAUAACCACGACGACAGCGACUCCACCAGUGAUUUCAUUGUGUUCCGCAUCACUGAUGGCCAUCACCACACCCGUCACAAGUUUCCUGUUAAGAUUCUCCCGAAGGACGACAGCCCUCCGUUCCUUGUGGCCAACGUCCUGCUGGAGGCGUUGCAGGGUCAGAUUCUCCUGCUGAAAGGCUCCUUCAUUCAAGCGUCCGAUAUGGACUCCAGCGAUGACUACAUCCUUUUUAAUAUAACCGCGCACCCACAGGCGGGGGAGAUCAUGAAGAUUCCAGGACCAGGGCUAACAGGUUAUAAUGUCAGCAAAUUUCUCCAGAGGGACCUCUCUCAGUCCAUGAUUUAUUACCGACACACAGGAAAUGAGAUGUUCGAUGACUCGUUUGAGGUGGUCCUAUCCGAUAUCCAGGAUCCCCCAAACUUGUCAGAACCUCAGGUGAUCGUACUACACAUUGAGAGCAAACCUCAACAGCCACCUAAAGAGGUUCCAGGUACCAGGCGGUGUCUCGUGGUCAAAGAGACAGAUGUGGUACUUUUGACACAGGAGCACCUUUAUUUCCAAGACAAAGAGUCACCACUAGAUGGCGAUGUCACCUACGCCGUCACGACUCUGCCUUUCUACGUAGACGGCCAAAGCAGUGUAGACGCCGGAAGGUUGUUCCUUGUGGACAGCAUACCCAAAUUUGUCAAAGACGCCAAUGCACCAGUGUUGAAGCUCUUCACGCAGCAUGCCAUCAACUUCAUGAAAGUAGCCUACAUGCCUCCUAUCCCUGAUAUUGGUCCCUUUCCUCAACACGUCCAGUUUGUUCUCUCUGUAACAAACCAACAUGGCAAAAAACUGGAUGGAAUCUGCUUUAAUGUCACUGUGCUGCCAGUGGACAACCAACCACCGCAGGUCAUUACCAACCCUAUAGUGGUAGAUGAAGGUGGGAGUAGCCGGCUAGGCCUGGAACAUCUAAUAUUGUCAGAUGUGGACUCCGUUAAAGAUGUAUUGCGGUUGGAACUCCUGAGGGAACCGAAGCACGGAACCCUGCAGCUGAACAGCUUGCCUCUAAAACCGGGACAAGAUUUUAGCCUGCAUGACCUGACGAGCCAUAUAGUUAGGUACAACCAUGACAAUUCAGAAACUGCAGAGGACAACAUUGACUUUGCAGUCACUGAUGGAACCAAUAAGAUCAGUUUUAGUCUACAAGUAAAGAUAAUGCUUAUCAAUGACGAGGCACCUGUUUUGGUUCCUGGCUUGAAACCCGUACUUAACUGUGAUGAAGGACACACAGCUGUCAUUACAGCUGAGUACAUCUGCGCUACUGACAUUGACAGUGACAACAACAGCCUUUCCUUCCUGAUAGCUCGGCAGCCCUCUCAGGGUUUGGUGCUGAGAAACGGCACUGUCGUGGAUCACUUUGUUCAGGCGGAUAUCGUCGCCAGUGUUAUUAGCUACAAACACACAGGGCCGGAGAUUGGACUCACUCCUCAACAUGACACUAUCAGCUUUGUGAUUUCUGAUGGCGAAAGGGAACAGUUGGCUUCAUGCUGUGAUGGAAGAGCAGGAACAGCACUUCCUGUGCUUGAUCUUCAUGUAACCAUUUUCCCAGUCAACAGCCAGCCACCCUCACUCAGAACAGGUGACGUCUUUGUGGUAGACGAAGGGGGGAUCUCUCUGAUAACGAAAAAUCAUUUGAAGGUGUCCGACGAAGACACUCCGUUGGACGAGCUGGUGGUCACUUUGAUGACGCCACCUCAAUUUGGGUUCCUUGAGAAUGUCCGCCCUAGACCAGGUUUUGAGAAAAGCAACAUGGGUGUAAGCAUAGAUUCAUUUUCUUACAAAGACAUCAUUGACGGGCAAGUAAACUAUGUGCAGUCCAGGCACCAAAAGACAGAGCCGACAACUGAUCACCUUGUCCUCUGUGUGUCAGACGGACGAUUCAGUUCUGGUCCUUUACCAUUCAACAUUGUCGUCAAACCGACAAAUGACGAAAUCCCAGAGUUUUUGGCUCAAAAUAUUACAGUACAAGAAGGAGGCAUGAAGCAUCUGGACUUGUCUGUGUUCCAUGUGAUGGAUCGGGAUAUCCCUGAUGAUUUCCUACUCUUUCGUAUUGUUAAACCGCCUGGUCAUGGCAGUAUCAACAAGCAACAGGGAGCACUUUUUCAAACUGAUGGGGUUGACUUCACAAUGGCGGAUCUGAUCAAUGGUAAAGGCGUGAUGUACGCACACGACGACUCUGAAUAUCCAGAUGACAGUUUUACUGUCCAGCUAACUGAUGGCCGACACCAAAUCCAAAGACAGGUGACGGUGAAAGUACUACCAAUCAACGACGAAAAACCUCAUUUGAUAAGAAACAUUGGACUGAAGGUGAAACCAGGAGAGGCCAUACUCAUAACCAGCCGAACACUCUUUGCGCAGGACCGUGAUACUCCGUCUUCACAGGUCUUGUACAAAUUGACAAGAGUUCCUACGCAAGGAUUAUUACAGAUUAAGCAAGCGGAAGACUGGGUUCCGCUGCUGGGUAAAGGAAACUGUUCCCAGGAAACGGUGGACGUGAAUCGUCUGCGCUACGUGCACCGAGACCCGUUUGGUAACACCACCCGGGAUUUCUUUGUUUUCUACUUAUACGACGGAAGGAAUGAGUCUCCCUUACAGCAUUUCAACAUAUCCAUCAAACACGUGAAAAAAGGAAAUAUUGCUGUCUUUGUCAGGCCUGUGAACGUCAGCCGCGGCGGUCGCGUGGUUCUUACCACCGAUGCACUGUUUGCCACGGACGGUACAGACAAGCCCGAGGAGCUUGUGUUCCUUGUUACCGCCCCGCCUGCUCAUGGAUAUUUGGAGAACGUCAAGCAUCCCGGUGUGACCAUCUCCACCUUCAGCCAGAUGGACGUAGCAUCGAACGUCGUGGCCUACGUGCACGACAAGAGUGCGGCCACUUCCAAUGGAACUGUCCAGUUUGUCGUCAGCAACAAUGAGACGAGCCAAAGAGGAAUUUUAGAAGUUGCAGUGACAACGGCGGAUAGUAUACCGCCGACAUUAACCAACAAGGUCCUCAUAAUCAUUCGAGGGUUGUCAACGGUCUUGAGUCCGGAGCACCUCUCCAUGUUCGACCCCGACACCUCUCCUGGCUCCCUGACCUUCCACAUUCGGAAUCCUCCCUGCCACGGCGUCCUGGUUUUGCGCGACACCCCGCUGACUGCCGGUUCCAAUUUCACCCAGCAAGAUGUGGAGGAGCUGGAGGUGACGUACAAACACAACGGCGAGGCUUCCGAGAUCGACCGUUUUGAGUUUGCCGCCACAGACGGCACCGAUCGCGGCGUCCUCCUGGACGGGCGGUUACGAACGGAACCUUUUUUGUUCACCAUUCAGAUCAAACCUGGACCUACAUCACAUCCAGAAGUUGUGAUGCGGCUUCUCCUUUGGAAGGCAGAGCUUCUAAGUGACGGACGAUAUGGGAUCUUUCUGUCUUGCGAGCUGAAAUCUCAAAACCGCAAAGAAGAGCAGCUAACAAUUUCUAUCCUUCAGCAGCCGUAUUUUGGCUACCUGGAAAAUAUGACGACGGGUGGUUUUGCUCGUCGACGCAUUCCUCAAACGGAACUGAACGGGAGAACUGUGGUAUACAUCAUCAAUCCAAAGAUGGAGUCUCUGAUGGACACCUUGAAGUUUAGGGUGUGCGUUCCUAAAUACAACGUCGGGCCUUCUCAGAUACUACAACUGAGCUGGUCCAGCAUUGAACUGGCUAAGUCUGAGUACUCUGUGUGCGAGGAUGACAAAACGGUCUUGGUGGAGAUCAUCCGCAAAGGAUAUAUAGCGGAGUCGUCGUAUAUCACUGUCAAGGUGAAGGAGGUGACUGCAACGGCAGGGAUGGAUUUUCUCUUAAGUACUUCUUCUCUAGUGCAGUUUGACCCAGGGGUCUCUAGAAAGAUAUGGAAAAUCGAACUCCUUCAGGAUCAACUUGAAGAAGCGGAUGAAAUAUUUGAAGUUCUACUGGUUCAACCAGAGAGCGCCAUUAUUGGCCGCAUCAAUAAAGCUCACGUUACCAUUAAUGACUCAAAAAAAGGCAACCAGGACAGAAUCAGGGGAAAAGAUGUUCAUGGUCCUAAAUAUGUUCAGUCUGCAUCCCUUGGUGCAGAAUCGGUCCGCAAUACCAAUGAAGGCUGCAACUCAAAGCCUAAAAUGGACCUUUCCAAAAAGGACGUCAGAGUUGAUGGCAAAUCGAAUGGUAAUAUCCAAGUGGAAAAUAAUGCCUUGCUGACAACAAAAAGAAGGAAAGCAAAGGUCCGUCUUCUUAGCAGGUUGGACAAGCGUGGACCUCAAAACCCCCUCGCCAAACCUGGAAAAACUCAAGUUACCAAUGGACGGAAAAGAAAAACCCGUAUUUGUCCUCGAGGUUGGACUUUCCACAAUGGUCACUGCUACGUCCUGGACAGGAAGCACAAAACCUCAUGGAGCACUGCGAGUCACAACUGUAAAGUGAGAUUUAAGGGCACCCUGGCGAGUGUUUUAUCAAAGCGCGCCAUGGACUGGUUGUGGGAUUUCGGUGAACGGAGACCGUUCUGGAUAGGACUCAACAACAGAGACAGCAAAGGAUUGUGGAAUUGGCUCGACGGAGAGACGCUAAAAUACACAAACUGGAUGACGGUGACACCACCUGCGAAAAGUGGUAAAAAGUGCGUCCUCGUGGGGAGACGGGGAAAGUGGCAAAUUCGGGACUGCGAGAGCAAAUGUAGGCAUAACUAUAUAUGUUCUGUCAAAAUUUGACUCCACAACAUUUAUGAAGACUGCCCCCCUCCAAUGAAAAAGUGACCCAUCAGCCUUUGUUAGAAUAAUCAUGUAUAUAUAUUAUCACACAACUUUAGUAUGCUUAAAGUCCAUUGCUAUAGUUAUUAGCUAUUGUGCUCAAGCUGUAUUUUUCCUAUCUGUGCAAGGACAAAACUUCUUGUCUGAGGGGUGGCCUCAGCCGCAGAUGUUAUCUUUGUUUUAGCCCGCUAACAGCCAAGGACUUCAAGGACCUCAACGAAGAUAAGACGACAGCACGCAGACGAAGCAGAGACAAGGCGAAAUCACAAAGCCCCCCAGCACAUUCUGUCACGUAUUGUGCGUACUGGACUUGGUUUGCAUGAUAUAUGUGACCACUCCUUUUAGAGGCGGCCUCAGUGAUGUUGACUAGGGAACUCCUGAAUAAAUAGAGGGACGCGGGAGCUGUACCUUAGAGCGUAGGGCGAGACUGUGACUAAGUGUGCAGCUCCAUGCGUUCUCCUCAUGAGCUAAAUUGAACUCUGUCUCUGCAGGAUUCCUUGCUUCUUGUCUGUUUAAUAAAUGUCAUCAGUGUUUGAACCUGACACCCUUAUUGGAAAUCCCACGAGCUUAAAAAUGGCUCCCAUUUCAUUUGAAAUAUAGUGACAUGGGGGUAUGGGGCAGGGCGAGUUACCUGUCAUUUUUGU